UGGAAUUUGCAGCUUUUCAAACUACAGAGGCGUCACUCUUCCCUUCUUCAACUCUCCUUUUCUCUGCGACAGGAAUCCAUCUCGAAUCCGCAGAUCUAGGGUUUCUAAACCGUCCGAUCUCGAGGAGAUGGCCAAAAUCCUCUCGAAUUCAGAUCCUCUCCAAAUUCGCUGAAUCUCGACCGCAAGCAGUCUCGACGACUGAAAAAAGGCCAUAGAAAGAGAGGAAGAAAGAAAAGGGAAAAUAUCUUUUAUGGAAUCCAUUCGUAAGCAAGCCAGCAAGCUCCGAGAGCAAGUCGCUAAGCAGCAGCAGGAUUGGGCUUCGCUGCCAGAAAUAGAAUUAGUGUUUGGCAUGUGAUUGUGAAUUCGGAAGAGACAUUUUGAAUCUAUGAAAAUGAUUGGUUCUUUCUCUCAAUAUCAGUCUUAUUUAUUUUAUCAGUUUUUCAGUACCUAAUUGCUUUUGUCUGUGUUUCUUGGAAAUUUCAUCUUUCUUUUCCUCUUGACCAUGUGAAAUUAUGGGGAAGAUGGGUGUUUGCCAUAAGCUGCAAUGACGGGAAGUGGAAUCAAAAUCUUUGGUGGAUUGACCACUAGUUGAAGACUCCGAAAAGAAAAUCCAUGCAAGAGAUUUUGAGACCAUUACCCAGAGGACUACCAUAUGAUGGACCCAUUCAAAUGCUUUAGGCAGUCCUGAGGCAAUUUAGUGGACGCUUUGGUAAUGAUUCUGUUAUUGCUGAUGAAGCUGAACUUCAGUGCCAUCAACAACUUAAAAGACUUUAUGGUUCCACCAGAGCAGCAAAGCAUUUUCAGAGGCAUCUUGUGCGGGGUGUGGAAGGUCUUAUUUCUGUUAGCUCAAAGCAGAUGGAAAUAGUAACCAAGCUAUCUGAUGAUUCUUGCAAAUAUGGAAAUGAGAACCAGAGUGAUGGUUCUGCCCUUGCACGUGCCUCCCUUCAGUUCGGUACUUCACACAAUAUGAUGGAAAAAGAGAGGGAGAAUUUGCACAGAAUUCUUGCAGCGCAGGUUUCUGAGCCUUUGAGGACGAUGAUAGUGGGAGCCCCUUUGGAUGAUGCCCGGCACUUGUUUCACCGAUACGAACACAUCCGACAAGAGGUUGAAGCUCAGGCUGCAGAGUUUAUACGACGCCAAUUGAAGUUCAAGGAAGCCGGAGCUACUGGAGAUGGUAAAAUCAAGCUUCAAAAUGCAGAAUCAAAAUUGUCAGAUCUUAGAUCUAGUUUGACAGCACUGGGGAGAGAAACCACAGCUGCUAUGAUGUCAGUCGAGGCUCAACAACAACGGCUUACUUUCCAGCUACUUCUUGCAAUGGUUAAUGCUGAGAGAUCUUAUCAUCAAAGUGUUUCUACCAUUCUAGAUGAGCUCCAUGCCGAGAUGGUUUUGGAGAAGCAGCAUAGUGAGUCAGCAUCACAAUCAGCGACUAUUGUGACUGACAUGUAUCUUCCAACUGCACAUGAGAAAAAUACUUCCAAUGAACCUGGUGAUCUUGGAACUGAUACUCAAAAGUCCACUAUUUCAACCGAACCUGGUGAUCUCGGAACCGAUACUCUAAAGCCCACUGUUUCUACUGAACCUGGUGAUCUCAGUACCAAUACUCAAAAGUCCCCUAUUUCUAAUGAACCUUGUGAUCUUGGAACCGAUACUCAAAAGUCCACGUUUUUUAUUGCGAAGGUUAUUCAUUCAUUUGAUGCUCAAGCUGAUGGUGAGCUAAGUCUCUCUGAUGGUGACUAUGUUGUGGUCCGCCAGGUGAUCCCCGUCUCCCAAAGAUGGACUAGGUUGCUGUAUGUUGUUCUUUACUAUGACUUGUGGUGGUGGCAUCAAAUGGAUGGUCUGAAGGCGAGUGCAAGGGAAAGGCAGGUUGGUUCCCAUCGGCAUAUAUAGAGCAGCGAGAGAGAGCUCCCGCAAGCCAGUUUACCGAGGCCAACCCGUUGCCAUGAUUUUGGGGGACCCCCAUUGUAUUUUGUUUGUAUAUGCAUUCGCCGUUUUUUCUUGUACCAAGUUUAUCUUUAGGUUGAAUUUUCACUUAUAGCUUGUAUCACCGUACCCGGUAAGCUUGUAUAUCUUUAAUUUCCAGCGAAAUUGUAGUAGUCUUGUGUGUAAAAUGAUUGUAAUUAUUUUGUAACUUUCAUUUGUUACUUGAAAUGAAUAAUGCUUCCGAAUCA
Molecule: messenger RNA, 2168 nt
Organism: Magnolia sinica
Lineage: Eukaryota; Viridiplantae; Streptophyta; Magnoliopsida; Magnoliales; Magnoliaceae
Product: SH3 domain-containing protein 2-like
Exons: 12
Coding region: 856-1887 (343 amino acids)
Molecular function (GO): protein binding
Source: RefSeq, a predicted model, not a curated record